GGGACGCAGCCAGCCCGGCGGGCAGCCCUAGCCCCAGCCGCGGCAGUCCCGGGGACGCAGACGCCAGAUCCCUCUCCGGCCAGGGCAGGGACCCGGGCCCGCCUAACCAGCUCUGACAGCUCGAUGGCCCCGGCCGGCCACUGAGCCCCGCCAUGGGCAACCUGUACUCGGAGUACCUAAGCACCACCAAGGUCCAGGAGCACUACAAUUACACCAAGGAGACGCUAGUCGUACAGGAGACACUGUCCCGGCAGGUGGCCUCAGCCCUCAUCAUCACCCUGUGCUGUGCCAUCGUGGUGGAGAACCUGCUGGUGCUCGUCGCAGUUGCCCGAAACAGCAAGCUCCACUCAGCCAUGUACCUGUUCCUGGGCAACCUGGCCGCCUCGGACCUGCUGGCAGGUGUGGCCUUUAUAGCCAAUACCUUGCUCUCAGGCCCUGUCACGCUGCAGCUCACACCUGUGCAGUGGUUCGCCCGUGAGGGCUCAGCUUUCAUCACACUCUCCGCCUCUGUCUUCAGCCUCCUGGCCAUCGCCAUCGAGCGUCACGUGGCCAUCGCCAAGGUCAAGCUCUAUGGCAGCGACAAGAGCUGCCGCAUGCUGCUGCUCAUUGGGGCCUCGUGGCUCAUCUCACUGGUUCUCGGUGGCCUGCCCAUCCUUGGCUGGAACUGCCUGGGCCACCUGGAGACCUGCUCCACCGUUCUGCCGCUCUACGCCAAGCACUACGUGCUCUGUGUGGUAACCAUCUUCUCUGUCAUCUUACUGGCCAUCGUAGCUCUGUAUGUCCGCAUCUACUGUGUGGUCCGCUCCAGUCAUGCCGAUGUGGCUGGCCCACAGACACUGGCCCUGCUCAAGACGGUCACCAUCGUGCUCGGUGUCUUCAUUGUUUUCUGGCUGCCUGCUUUUAUCAUCCUCCUCCUGGACUACGCCUGUCCUGUGCACUCCUGCCCUAUCCUCUACAAGGCCCAUUACUUUUUUGCCUUCGCAACCCUCAACUCGCUGCUCAACCCUGUCAUCUACACGUGGCGCAGCCGGGACCUGCGGCGGGAGGUACUGCGGCCGCUGCAGUGCUGCCAGAGGGCGGCGGGGGUACCGGGACGGCGGGUUGGGGCCCCAGGCCACCACCUCCUGCCCCUCCGCAGCUAUAGCUCACUGGAGAGGGGCACCCACAUGCCCACGUCGCCCACAAUUCUGGAGGGCAACACAGUGGUCUGAGGGACAAAUGGGCUGACAACCAGGCCAUGGCAGAGGGUGCCAUGGAGAGGUGCCAGGUGACUUCAGACGGAGAUGUGGGGCUGCCAAACAAGAUGGCCCACUCCACAGACCUGGGUUGAUACUGAAAAUCUUUUGUAGCUGGGAUGGCCAGCUGAGUCCCUGACCGGUUGGAAGGUAGAGCUGCAGAAGGUUCCUGGAGGCCAGUGCAGUGGCUGGCGUGACCCUUCAGAACUGGACCACGGAGAGGUCUGGGAGACCCGGAAAGGGUCCGGGCAGCAGCAGGCAGGCACUCAAGCGGAGCUCUGGGCAUCAGCCAUUUACAACCUGGUACCAAGGACUUCAUUUCAUGGCUGUCUGGUCCUCCGCCCUGUGCCAGACUCUUCUCUGAACUUAGUCUCUUCUCAUCUUCUGGCAACUUCAGGCCACUUUCCUGGAACCACUCACUAUCCCUAGGGGCUAGAGGCCUCCUCCCUGACCAUCAGAGCAGCCCCGGUUAACAGUUCCCUGGACACAAAUCCACAGCUUCCCCAAAUUUCACCAGCUGACACUUCAGCCACUUCUUCCCUUUCCUCUUACUCCACAAGAUGCCAGGAAACUAUGGGCUGGAGGGGGAGGGGGCCAAACCCCAUCUUCAGACCUCAUCGGCCAGUUGCACUAUUUGGGGCCCAGAGAAAUCACCAAGGGCUAGAAAAACCUGUCCAGGGGCGGGGUGCAGGGGCUGAAGAGGCCUCUGGGUCUCUCAGUGGCACAGGGUGGAACUUGAGAAAGUCUGGCAGAGCUGUUAGCCCAGGACCCUUCCACCCCGCAAGAAACAACCACCUCCAAUCUCCUUCCACCUCCAGGCCCGGCUAAGGUACCACAUCUCCUAAGGCAGGGCAGCCUUGAGCCCGCUGUGCCUCCUUUCAAGUUGUAUUGGAUGGCGCAUGGAGUGGAGGUGCUGAGGACAUUUGUGGGGGCUCUCCCCCAACCUGCCCCAUCAGGACUUUGCUAAAUCCUGUGGAUAGAUAGAAGGACAGUUGCGGUACAAAUGUAUAUUUAUGUGUGUGCCUGACAGUGUCUGUGUGUGUGUGUUUUUGUGUAUGUGAUGCCUGUGACUGCCCGUCCCCACCGUGUUUCCUCAGAAUGGAUGCUACUCUGUCUCCUUAUGUCUGUGUUGAAGCUGCCAAAGAGGGGUCUGGCCCCAGAGACAGAGUAGCAUCCAUUUGCUGGCCCAUUUCCCCACUUGAGAGCUGGGCUGCGGCUCGCCUUGGGGAAGGAAACAUUAUGCCUCAAAAUGAUUUUUUGUGAAUGCAAAUGCUGGGAGGGUCUUUGGUGGGGGCAAGGAGCCAGUUGGGGGCUUGCUUCCCCUCAUUCAGCUCCCCAGAUGCCCCUCCAAUGUCUGAGACAAGGCCCAGGCCAAUA
Messenger RNA from Pteronotus mesoamericanus, 2612 nucleotides. RefSeq names its product sphingosine-1-phosphate receptor 2 (gene S1PR2). Bases 153 to 1211 code for a protein of 352 amino acids. Gene Ontology annotation, cellular component: cytoplasm; plasma membrane. Gene Ontology annotation, molecular function: sphingosine-1-phosphate receptor activity. The transcript has 2 exons. Lineage: Eukaryota; Metazoa; Chordata; Mammalia; Chiroptera; Mormoopidae. Gene Ontology annotation, biological process: adenylate cyclase-activating G protein-coupled receptor signaling pathway; sphingosine-1-phosphate receptor signaling pathway; regulation of metabolic process. The record is from RefSeq and is a predicted model, not a curated record.